Molecule: messenger RNA, 1519 nt
Organism: Cinara cedri
Lineage: Eukaryota; Metazoa; Arthropoda; Insecta; Hemiptera; Aphididae
Source: the annotation of a GenBank genome assembly
AUGGCUGAUCGUCUGACCCAACUUCAAGACAUCGUUAAUCAAGUAAAAAUACCACGUUGCGUUAGAAUAAAACAAAAAUAUUACUUCCGUAAAUCAAUAGUGUGGUUAGGAGUUACAACUGUAACAUCAAUUUUAGUUUUUGAAUAGAUUUUUUAAGUUACAAUUAAACCUACACGGCUACUCAGUACUAACUACUUCUAAUUUUAAACAAAAAUCAAAUAACAAUUGGACUUUUAAUGUGUACCUUAUAUUAAUAUUUAGCUAAAUCACCCGAGCUCACCUAUGACAGUAAAUUGUUUUUGCCUGUAAAUUACUCUAAAUGAAAUUUUUUAAAUGUUUUUUCUUUGUUUGUGACAACCAAAUUAAAUUUUAAUAACUGUUUUUUUUUUCAUUCGUGUCGUAAGUAACUUAUAAAUCAUCAAAAAAGUUCAAUUUUCGUUUCAAAAAUAUCAAAAUUCCGUGUUGGUCACUCUUUUGCUGUUAUAUUUUAAGAUAAUAAUUAGACAGUGAUUUUCCUCUUGUUUUAGAUGUCAUUUGUGUAAAGUUUCGUUAAGAUCAUUAAAAAAAUUGUAGAUAUGUAUAAAAAAUCAACAUAUUUGAAAUUAGAUUUUGUUUAUAAAACGUAUACUAACUGUUCUGUUCAGCUUAGCCAUAGUAUUAAACAAAAAAAAAAAAAAGUUAAAACGUUUCCUUGGAACUCCCUGUUUCUGUCCCCAAACAGUUUACUAUUGUUAUCAUAAGUUUUAAAAAAUUAAUUUUCUUUACAUCUUUUAAGAGUGGAAUUUUGAAUAAAUCUUUUAUUAGUGGUUUUCUUCCCAAGGUAGUUUUUGAGUAUAGAUCAUGAAUGAACAUUUAUUUUAUAUAGUAGAAACUAUGUUUAUAUAUAUAUAUGUAUAAAUUAAAUUUAAAUAUAAACUUAAAAAUUCCUAUAUACGUACUGUAUAAUGUGCUUAUUGUAUAUUAUUUAAUGUUGAGAAUUAUUAUGACUCUGAUUUGCUAUUUUAAUUUUACAGCAAGCGGAUAACUUUUGUAACAGUAUAGGAAUUUUACAACAGUGUGCUUUACCAUCCAAAUUUUCCAAUUUUGAUAGAAACGGGUCACAAACUCCACAACAACAAGAAGGUUUGUGUUUUUUUUGUUAAAAAUUACUUAUUACUAGGAAAAUUAAUUAUGGAAUACUAUUUUAGAUUAUACGAGUUUAUUUUCUUCACUCAUAACUCGCUGUGCUAAAGAUAUUGAUGCAUUAAUUGAAUCAUUACCUAAUGACGACACUUCUACAGAAUUACAAGUCUGUAUAGGGUAUAGAAUUAAUUAAUUAUACAAAUAUGAAUUAAUUAUUUAAUUUGUGCAGGUCGCAAGUUUGAGAAGAUUAGAACAAGAAAAUCAGUUAGCUGCAGAACGUUUAGAAGAAGUUGUUCGAAAAGGAGAACUUCUUCUAGAACAGAUACAAGCAGCUUUGUCCGAUAUUGCUCAACAGCAGUUAGAUAUUCAGCAGAGUAGUGAUAAUCACACAUGCUAA